UGCGUGGCACAAUACACUAACACGGAACCUCCGCAUCCUGAUGCCAGCGGUGAUCAAAGGUGCACCACUUUGGUCAUUUACUCAAACUAAAUGAAUCUAGCACAGUUGCUCCACUUUGCUUCUCCUAUUUGAUCAGCGGUAUUUAUUAGUGUUUUAUCUUUUAUCUGUCGUGUCCUGUAGCAGUACUAGUACUUCGUAGUAAACAUUACAUGUCUGCAAGAAAACUAACUCGUCGCUCUCCGGGAGACGUGCCUCUGGAAGCGGACAUGGAGGUCGGGAAGAACGGGGAGAAGAGGCACGUCGCUGCCCUGAUCCUCGCUAGAGGAGGCAGCAAAGGCAUCCCGCUGAAGAACAUCAAGAUGCUGGCCGGAGUGCCCCUCCUCGGGUGGGUGCUGAGGGCUGCGGCGGACGCAAACAUGUUCGACAGUAUCUGGGUCUCCACCGACCACGAGGACAUCGUGAAGGUAUCCCUGGCCUUCGGGGCCAAGGUUCACCCCAGGAGCCCGGAGGUCUCAAGAGACUCGUCCAGCUCUCUGGAGGCCAUCCAGGAGUUCGCCCGGCUGCACCCAGAGGUGGACGUGGUCUGCAACAUCCAGGCCACGUCGCCCUGCCUGCACCCGUUCCACGUGAAGGAGGCGCUGGAGAAGAUCACGCUGGAGGGGUACGACUCGGUCUUCUCCGUGGUGCGGCGGCACCAGUUCCGCUGGCGGGAGGCCAAGAAGGACACCGACGGCGUGACCGCCCCUCUGAACAUGAACCCCAACAAGCGGCCGCGGCGGCAGGACUGGGACGGGGAGCUGUGUGAGAACGGAUCCUUCUACUUCGCCUCCAGGGACCUGAUCCUGAACCACGGGGUGCUGCAGGGAGGAAAGAUGGGCUACUAUGAGAUGUUACCGGAGUACAGCGUGGACAUCGACGUCGACAUCGACUGGCCGGUCGCUGAGCAGCGGGUGCUGAGGUUCGGUUACUUCGGCAAGGACAAGCCGGAGGUGGUGCAGCUGAUGUUCUGCCACGUCUCGGGCUGUCUGACGGACGGACAGACGGCGCUGUCGGCCUCCGGGGACGAGAUGGUGCACAUGAACACCCGCGACAUCAUGGGCAUCCGCAUCCUGAAGAGGGAAGGGGUGGAGGUGGUGCUGCUGGUGUCGAAUGAAGACGACAUGUCUGAAGUGCUUUCUGACAAGCUGUCGACGAGGACCGGUUGCGAGGUCAAGCAUGUGGGAGGGGAGACCCUGUUGGAUGUGGAGAAGUGGCGAGAGGAGAAGAAGCUGGACUGGAAGGAGGUGGCGUUCAUGGGCUUCGACGAGCCGGACGUGGAGUGUCUGAAGCUGGCCGGGCUCAGCGCGGCGCCCGGGGACGCGCCCGCCGUGGCGGUCAACGCCGCCCGGUACGCCUGCCGCGCCCGCGGGGGGCAGGGCGCCGUCCGGGAGUUCGCCGAGCACAUCCUCCUCCUCAAGAGGAAGGCCAAGUGUCAGAUGGAGCGCGACCGCAUCAACCGCGAGAGCUUCUGAGGGAACGCCGCGUCGGACGGAGGAACGCCGUCGGGGACGGAGGUACGUCGUCGGGGACGGAGGUACAGCGUGACGGAGGACGGUUCACUGGACGAGUGCAAACGAUUGUGCGACAAGGAGAUUAUUUGGGCUUGUUUAACGAUCACUAAUCUGUGAUAUUUUAGGAGGGUUUAUCGUUUUAGUUUUUUGGGAUUUGACAUGUGGUUGAAGGAUUUUUGUUUUUUUCAAAGCAUGGCUUUGAUUGUGUGUGUGUGUGUGCGUGUGUGUGUGCGUGCGUGCAUGUGUGCGAUUGGUCUCCCAUGUUGACCAGCGAUCCAACGUGAACAUUGCUUGAUUGCAAGUAGGGUGGCGGAAGCAUCCUCAGAUUAUCUCUGUCCUGGUGCUGUUUACCUGAUUGUUUUGUGAUUCUUAAUUUGCUUUGAAGAAGCAAGCAGUUAUUUAUGUUCUUUUUAAUUUUAGUUGUAUCUGGUGUGGAGUAGUGUCUAGAUUCGACCACCAGAGGACGCUGUUGUGUUAAAGAUGAUAUAAUUGAAAACUCCCUUGUCAUUGCAUUCUAUCCUAUAUACCAUGUUUUUUUUGAAAAACCUUGGAAGUGCAUCAACAGUUUUUUCGUUAUUUGUCACACAAGCUUGCAUCAACUGGACUAUUAAUAUUUGUUAUUUAUUAUCUUUCUCCUACAGUUAAUGCUCUGUACUGCAGAUUCUAUAAAUCUUCUUAAAGGGUAAUUCCGGUGUAAAAUGGAUAUGUUUUGUAUGAUAACGAGUUGAAACGUUCGUUUUGGAGCACAAAAACCACAGAUUGACGCUUUCUUCAGUUGGCUGUUUUUAGCCGAUUCUAUCAAAACGCUAUAAACUUGGAACAAUGGGGCCAGUGGUUAUGGUAAGCGAUUUCGUUUUUACCAUAACCACUGCCCCCUUCGUUCGCUUCCUUCGCUGUUUAGAGUGUUAACCGCCGGACUUAUCAAUACACCAUGAAGACACCGAAUAAAGUCAUAACAAUGGUUGUACUUGACUUUAUAAUUCGC
Messenger RNA from Gadus morhua (Atlantic cod), 2535 nucleotides. RefSeq names its product cytidine monophosphate N-acetylneuraminic acid synthetase a (gene cmasa). Bases 210 to 1511 code for a protein of 433 amino acids. The transcript is spliced from 8 exons. The record is from RefSeq and is a predicted model, not a curated record. Gene Ontology annotation, molecular function: N-acylneuraminate cytidylyltransferase activity. Lineage: Eukaryota; Metazoa; Chordata; Actinopteri; Gadiformes; Gadidae.